This is a messenger RNA of Lagopus muta (rock ptarmigan), 1803 nucleotides long. RefSeq names its product protein kinase AMP-activated non-catalytic subunit gamma 1 (gene PRKAG1). NCBI's taxonomy places the organism in Eukaryota, Metazoa, Chordata, Aves, Galliformes, Phasianidae. The transcript is spliced from 12 exons. Bases 454 to 1449 code for a protein of 331 amino acids. The record is from RefSeq and is a predicted model, not a curated record.
AAAAUAAGAAAAAAAAAAAAACAAAAAAAAGAAAAGAAAAUAUACGAGAAGUUUAACUUUCAGAGCUGUACAUAAAGGCCGGGACGUGUAGAAAACCCGUUUUUACCAAUACCGAAACCACUGGAUGUUAUUUUAAAUAAAGCGCGUGAGAAGCCCGGCGCCUCGCUGUGCUCUUGGGGGGCUGCGCCGGGGUCCCUUUUUCCCCCCUCCGUCUGCUGUUCCUUUUCCCUUCCAGGAGCCGCUUUUCCCUUCCAGGACCUCGCGUGCACCCCGUGUUCAGGUCGUCGGGCGGUCAGGGGUCACGUGGAGUGCGCUUACUUCCGGUCACGUGACAGAACCGCACUUCCGGUCACGUGUCGAACGUGUUUCCGAUCACGUGUGGGGUACUGGCGGAAGCGGUUCGCUGGCGCCGGGCGGAAGUGGGGCGGUGGCGGCAGCGGCGGACCCGGGGCCAUGGAGGAGCCCGGCCCCGGUCCGGUCGCGCAGAGCCCGGCGGAGCGCAGCGCCCCGGGAGCGGAAGGAGAGCCCCCCCGUGGUCCCUACACGGCCUUCAUGAAGUCACACCGCUGCUACGACCUCAUCCCCACCAGCUCCAAACUCGUCGUCUUUGACACCUCCCUGCAGGUGAAGAAGGCUUUCUUUGCACUGGUCACCAAUGGUGUGCGGGCAGCUCCGCUGUGGGACAGCAAAAAGCAGAGCUUUGUGGGCAUGCUGACCAUCACCGACUUCAUCAACAUUCUGCACCGCUACUACAAGUCACCCAUGGUGCAGAUCUAUGAGCUGGAGGAGCACAAAAUUGAGACGUGGAGAGAGGUGUACCUGCAGGACUCCUUCAAGCCGCUGGUCUGCAUCUCCCCCAACGCCAGCCUCUUUGACGCCGUCUCCUCCCUGAUCCGGAACAAAAUCCACCGCCUCCCCGUCAUCGACCCCGACUCGGGCAACACUCUCUACAUCCUCACCCACAAACGCAUCCUCAAGUUCCUCAAACUCUUUAUUGCAGAGGUCCCGAAGCCCGACUUUAUGGCCCGCACCCUGGAGGAGCUGCAGAUCGGUACCUACAGCAACAUCGCCGUGGUGAGCGCCAGCACCCCCAUCUACGUGGCUCUGGGCAUCUUCGUGCAGCACCGCGUUUCUGCUCUGCCUGUGGUCGAUGAUUCGGGGCGGGUGGUGGACAUCUACUCCAAGUUCGAUGUGAUUAAUUUGGCUGCUGAGAAGACCUACAACAACCUGGACGUGACGGUGACGCGGGCGCUGCAGCACCGCUCCCAUUACUUCGAGGGCGUCCUCAAGUGCUACAAACACGAGACGUUGGAAGCCAUCAUCAACCGCCUGGUGGAGGCUGAGGUGCACCGUUUGGUGGUGGUGGAUGAGAGCGACGUGGUGAAAGGCAUCGUCUCCCUCUCGGACAUCCUCCAAGCCCUGGUUCUCCCCGAGGGCUCUGAGCCCUGAGCGGUGCUGUGGGGGGGACUCAGCCCAGCUCGGUGCCCCCCCGCCCUCCCCCUCCUUUCCCGGGGGGGUCGCACACACCAGCAGCAGCAGCAGCAGCAAUAAACCGGCUGUGGGGCAGGGGCAGCUUCUACCUCCCCCUCCCCACCGGGUGCUUGGGCAGCCCCCAACCCCUCAGUGUGCUCCUAUGGGGCGACUGAUCCCGGCUGGGGGGGGGGCUGGCGGGGGGGCUGCAUGGAGCCGGGGCUGGGGGCGUCCCGGCCCCACAUAGCUUUAUUUUUCCCCCACUCUGCUCCCCUCACUGCCACCGCUUUGUGUGCGGAGAGAAAUGGCAAAUAAACACAGACCUGGCACCAA